Messenger RNA from Neomonachus schauinslandi (Hawaiian monk seal), 899 nucleotides. RefSeq names its product NADH:ubiquinone oxidoreductase complex assembly factor 3 (gene NDUFAF3). The transcript has 5 exons. NCBI's taxonomy places the organism in Eukaryota, Metazoa, Chordata, Mammalia, Carnivora, Phocidae. The record is from RefSeq and is a predicted model, not a curated record. Gene Ontology annotation, biological process: mitochondrial respiratory chain complex I assembly. The coding region runs from base 220 to 864 and encodes 214 amino acids. Gene Ontology annotation, cellular component: mitochondrial inner membrane.
UCUGCGGGGGCCCGGGGCGGGGCGGGUGGCAGGUGCAGACACCGGAGCCGCGCCGGGGGACGGGUCCUCCUGGGACAAUUGGCAUCGGCCUGCUCCCUCAAACUCCCGCGCUGGGGCGGCCGACCUGCGCCGUGCCCGCCGGGACGCAGGGGGCGCUGUCGGCGCGCUCCGCCACGACCCCGCUGACCCAGCGCCGGCCUUCCUGCUUGCCGGUCCGACAUGGUCGCCGCGUUCGUGCUUCCCGGCCUGUGCCGAGCGCGGGCAGUGCUACGCUGUUCUCCUGCCGAGCUGCUGAGGGCCCCACGGCGUGGGCAUCGGCUCACGCCGGCGGACGACGAGCUGUACCAGCGGACGCGCAUCUCCCUGCUGCAGCGCGAAUCCCCGCAGUCCAUGUAUAUCGACAGCUACAGCAGCCGCGGCUUCACGGUCAAUGGAAAUCGCGUGCUUGGGCCCUGCGCGCUGCUCCCGCACUCCGUGGUGCAGUGGAACGUAGGAACUCACCGGGACAUCACCGAAGAAAGCUUCUCCCUCUUCUGGUUGCUGGAGCCCCAGAUAGAGAUCGUUGUGGUGGGCACCGGAGCCCGGACUGAACGGCUGCAGCCCCAGGUGCUGCAAGCCCUGCGGCAGCGGGGCAUCGCCGUGGAAGUGCAGGACACGCCCAAUGCCUGUGCCACUUUCAACUUCCUGUGUCAUGAAGGCCGAGUAACAGGAGCUGCUCUUAUCCCUCCACCCGGAGGGACUGUGCUCACAGGCUGCAGAAGGAACCACCAGGAACUGAGCUCACCUGUCCAGGAAGGCGCUGGCACUUCGCGGAGUGCAGGGGUUUCCAGCGCUUUCAUCAGCCCUUCCCCUUUGGCACUGUAACACUUGUCUUUCUUGCCAAAUUAAUAAUUUAAUCC